This is a messenger RNA of Aegilops tauschii subsp. strangulata, 2103 nucleotides long. Its product is annotated as U3 snoRNP-associated protein-like YAOH. Gene Ontology annotation, molecular function: U3 snoRNA binding; protein binding. The record is from RefSeq and is a predicted model, not a curated record. Gene Ontology annotation, cellular component: small-subunit processome. Lineage: Eukaryota; Viridiplantae; Streptophyta; Magnoliopsida; Poales; Poaceae.
CAAAACCCCGCCGCAGAAAGGAAUCCUAAAACCCUAACUUACCACCCCCUUCCUCCCCCCCACCACACCGACCAAUGGCGCCGCGCGGCAACCGCAGCAGCAAGAAGCCGCCGCCGCCGCGGGGCAAGGGCAAGGGCAAGCGCCCCUCGUCCGCCGCCGCCGGAGACGACCCCUUCUUCGAGUCGGAGCCCAAGCGCCGCCGCGCCCGCGCGGACGAGGACAUCGAGAGCGGGGACAGCGACGACGACGCCCUCGCGCUGGGCGGCGCCGUCGUGGGCGAGGAUGAGGAGGAGGAGAAGGAGGACCUGGAAACGGCCGGGGAGAAGAGGUUGCGGAUGACCAAGGAGUACCUGGAGAGGAUCACCGACGCGGUGAAGAGGAACAAGGAGGAAGAGGAGGAGGAGGACGACGAAGAUGACGACGAGGAUGAUGGUUUGCCCGGGGGGAGGCGGGUCGCCAAGCUCCUCCGGAAGAAGCAGCUCGUGGAGAGCGGCAGGCAGCGCCUGAGCCUUGCCGCAAGGGUGUUACCGCCGGGACAGCAGGAUGGAUUCAAAUUUAUAGCCAAGCACCGGCAGCCAGUGACUGCCGUUGCUCUGUCUAAGGACAGUGACAAGGGCUUUUCGGCGUCCAAAGAUGGAGUUAUCCUCCAUUGGGAUGUCGAGACCGGGAAAAGCGAGAAGUAUUUGUGGCCAACUGAAAAGGUGUUGGUUUCGCACCAUGCUAAAGCUCCUCUGUCUAAAAAGAGAAGCCAGCAGGUGCUUGCACUGGCUGUUAGUUCCGAUGGGCGAUACUUGGCCACUGGUGGCUUCGAUAGGCAUAUCCAUUUGUGGGAUGUUCGAACACGGGAGCACAUACAGGCAUUCAGUGGACAUAGAGGGCCAGUAUCCUGUCUUGCUUUUGGCCUGGACUCUUCGGAGCUAUUCUCUGGUUCUUAUGAUCGUUCAAUAAUGCAGUGGAAUGCUGAAGAUAGAACAUACAUGCACUGCCUAUAUGGUCAUCAAGGUGAAAUAUUGACAACUGAUGCACUCAGCAAAGAUAGACUUCUGACUGUAGCACGGGAUAGAACAAUGCAUCUUUGGAAGAUACCGGAGGAGUCACAGUUAGUCUUUCGCGCGCCUGCUGUGUCUUUGGAGUGCUGCUGUUUUAUCGAUGACAAGGAAUAUUUGUCUGGAUCAGAUGACGGAAGCCUCGAGCUUUGGAGUGUUAUGAGAAAGAAGCCUACUCACAUAAUAAAAAAUGCCCAUCCAGCAUUAGCUCCUAGUUCACUUGACAGUGCUGAUGAAAAGUUGCCCAAAGAAAAUGGAAUUUGUAAGCCUCAAAGCCUUUCAUCAGCUCAUUCAUGGAUUAGUGCUGUUGCUGCAAGAAAAGGUUCUGAUCUGGCUGCGUCUGGAGCAGCAAAUGGUGUUGUUCGCCUUUGGACAAUUCAACCUGAUUCAAAAGGGAUGCAGCCAUUGUUCGACUUGCCACUGGAUGGCUUUGUCAAUUCUCUUGCAAUAGCAAAAUUGGGACGCUUCAUUGUUGCUGGUGUUGGCCGAGAACCUCGUCUUGGGAAAUGGGGCCGUGUCGCAACAGCAAAGAAUGGGGUUGCAAUUCACCGGCUUAGUCUACAAGAUGACUCUGAAGAUUUGUAAGGUAGAUAGCCUGUGCAUUGAGGAACACCCUGCGGCUUGUUCAUACACUGUCAAGACGAAAAAAAUUGUACCAACACCAUGAGUGUCAGUCACACUUGCAGCUGAAAGAUACAGGAAGGUUGAACCGCAAGCUUCACGCAUGCUAUAGUUCUAUGAUGCACCAGCUUUACCGUUUGGUUCAGUGAAGCAAUUUCUGUGUGCAAGCACGGAUGGAGAGGUGUUGGAAUGAUUGGAUGUAGAAUGCGUGAUUUCUGGGGAAUGUCAUGUCCAGUUUUCUUCUCUGUUUCCAUUGUAGACGGCAGGUGCAGGUUUGAAACCCUAUUCUUUUGCGCCCUGCCUGAAAUGAUUGUCACAGGAAAUUGUUGAGGUAGUUUUUUGCAGGGAAACAUUUUUGUGGUUUUGGCUUUGGCGGGAGACAUUCUAUGUAAUAGCAAAUUUUGAUGGCUGGUAGCGGUCUUUGGUGAAACUGAAA